This is a messenger RNA of Parascedosporium putredinis, 1179 nucleotides long. NCBI's taxonomy places the organism in Eukaryota, Fungi, Ascomycota, Sordariomycetes, Microascales, Microascaceae. The record is from the annotation of a GenBank genome assembly.
AUGCCUGCCAUUAAUCCCAGCGCCCCAGCGCCCCGCAGCCCCGGAACCAAAUUCUCCAAGCCACCUCAGUGGCUAGACUACCGAUCACGUGUUAAUGCGUCAACGCCGCACGUUAACGGAUCGGUCUUUGGUGGCGAAGACUUUAUUAGGGUAUACAAUCAGCAGCUCAUCAUCAUGAAGCUCUCCCUAGCCGUUGUCGCAUCAAUCUGCGGCCUUACGACAGCUCAUUCCAACGCCGAUGGAUAUCUCUUCCGAUCGAAGUCGACUGCCCAGCAGGCUGGCCCGACACCUGAGCUCCAAAGGCAGCUAACGAGGUUGAUCCUACAGCAGCGACUCGGCGUUGACAAGCACUUUUCCUCCCUCCAAGAGCUCUCAUCUCUCCCCAACACCGAAGAUGCCAUCUCAUACAUCAAUGAAUUUGGACGACCGGAAGCUCCUCUGUUCGAAGCGAUCGAAGCGAGCCCCUCGCAGCUCCUCAUCAUUAUCGAAGGACUGGAAGAGGGUGACAUGAAUGACCUCAUCCCUAGUGUCAAAAAGUCCUUUGCCAUUAAGGAUGCGCCCAACUCCGCCGCUAUUAGGAACCUUGUCGAUGGAGAAUUUCGGACUGUUGGUGUCCGUGAGAGCUCAUGCGAGUUUGGAAGAGCCAUCAACCCUCUCGACGAAAACUGCUGGGCCGAACAGUCUUCGAUCAUUCGAUAUGAUGCCAAGAAGCAUACCGGCCUCGUCGAAGCCCUUCAGAAGGCGGCACCCAAGCUCCAGCGAUAUGCCGAGACUGGCGAAAUGGAGACAACCAUUCUCGCCUUCCCCGAAAUGAGCCGCAAGUCCAAGAUCAGCGCCUGGUCGUCUCAUCCCGUUGCACUCCGCCGUCGCCAAGUCGAAGCUGUCCUGUCCGCCGACCCCAUCCCCGUAUCUUCCGAAAACCCCCAGUCCCCGCCGUUUGCCGCUUCUAGGUCUGCCGGCAGUGGCAAGCACGAGGCUAUCCCAGCUUGCUUCCAGUCAUGGGCUGCCUGUGUCAACAAGACCGACACCUGCUCCGGCCACGGUUGCACUCCGUUCGCUCUCUUCGUUGGAUUCACCAUCAUCAUGGUUGCCAUCGUCGCCGGCGCCCUUAGCCUGCUCUACAGCAUUGGCGAGGAGCCACUUCCUGGUGUCCUCGGCGCUGGUGUGGUCAAGAGGUAG